AUCACCGACAGUCGCAUAUGAACGAGUGGCUGGCUCUACUUCAGGCGUCCGUUGCCCAACGGAGAAUCAGAAUGGAGGUCGUCUACUUGCUCUGUUCCGCCAUCUCCACCUUCCUCACCUCCUCACUCCUUUCCCUCGCCCUUGCCAUCCGUUCCAUUCCUCUCUGCUUCUCCUGCCUCCGCUUCCACUGCGACCGCAACGCUGCUGUGCUUCUCUACGAGGGCCGCGUGCGCCACGCUAGGCGCCGGCCGGUCAAGCAUGCCUUUGAGUACUCCGUCCGGUACGCGCUCAUCGACCUUGACGGCGCCCCUCACCCUUCUCACCUCUCCGCGGAACGAGCCCGCGAGAUUGCUCGGACCAACGGGCCCGUGUUUCUGCUGACGAUACCGGAGAGUGUGGGGUACGAGCAGAAUCCGCUGAGCGUCUACUACUGCUAUGAUGUGGAGGAAGGGAAAGGAGAAGAGGGAGAUGGACCAAAGCCUUCGCUUAAGAUGUGCAUUGCCGAGGUAACAAACACGCCAUGGGGGGAGCGGGUAUCUUUUACCUUCAGUCCAGGAUCUGAUGUUGCUGCAAAACCACUGCAUGUCAGCCCGUUCAUGGAUAUGCAGGGAAAUUGGCAUAUGUUUGCUGAUGCACCAGGAGAGGAUCUGUCACUUGUAAUCUCAGUUCAACACCCCACCCUUGGAAACUAUUUCACUGCAAGUUUACAUGCCAAAAGAGUCCAGUCUUCAUCUAGUUCAAUUUUUCUAGAAAAGUUUUUCUGGUUGAUGCCCCAUAAGGUUGCAGUGUGGAUAUAUUGGCAGGCUUUCAAACUGUGGUGGAAGAAUACCAAAUUUUUAGAUCAUCCUAAGUAUGCAAGCUCAAGAUACAAGGAUGACGCUGCAAGACGUAAUCGGGAACUCCACUCUGGAAAUAGUCGACAAGGUGAAGACCUCCCAAAUUGCUCAGUUAACAUGUUCCCUAGAGAUAGAUGGUGUGAAUGGCGAGAAGCUCCAUGGCCAUGGUCAUGAUGCUCUUUUUGCGUGUUAAUCAUUCUAUAUUCGUCUCUGUGAGAUGCCCAUUCUCCUUGUUAAUCUGUUGAUGUGAAUUUGAGAUGAUGUUAUUCCCCCUUUUUAAGUAUGACCGGGCAAAGGGUUAUUUAUAUUCGCGCAUAAAUUUUGUAGAUUUGUGUGAAUUUUAAAGCACUAACUUAGAUUCUAAAGUAUUUUGGUCACAAACUCUUGUUGCUAUCAAGUUGUAUAUUAAACUGUA
Messenger RNA from Zingiber officinale, 1251 nucleotides. RefSeq lists its product as uncharacterized. Lineage: Eukaryota; Viridiplantae; Streptophyta; Magnoliopsida; Zingiberales; Zingiberaceae. The transcript has 5 exons. The coding region runs from base 18 to 1010 and encodes 330 amino acids. The record is from RefSeq and is a predicted model, not a curated record.